AUGCUGGAAAUUUUGUGCAUUGAUUUGAUUAACGAAUUGUUCAUAACAAAACACAAGUUUCUACUUGCCAUGAAACUGAACAAUUUGCUGAAUGAAAAAUAUCAAAAUUGGAAAAAAGACGAAAUUGACAAAACGGUUAAAGUAGAGUCACCAACGCUGUCACAAUCAAAUGCAAAAUGGCAUAUUCCUGAAUCACCACAAAUGCAGGGAAAACAUGGUUACUCCAAUUUUAGCAAUUUGAAAAAAGAUGAGACAAGAAGAAAAAAAAAAAAAAUAAUAAACUUCAAAAAGUUAAGAAAACAUAUAGUAGAUAUAAAUGAAUACUGUGAUGCUUAUUGUUGGGGAAUAAAAAGUGACGAUAAGCCAUUGAAUUGUCACACUGCUUGUAGGAUGAACUGCGGUGUUCGUUGCACCCCAUACAGUUAUGCACGUUCACAGUUUGUAUUGCGAAAUUAUGAAAAAAGAAAUUUCAUUUUGAACAAAAAAGAAAGAACAUUGAUUAAAAAAAUCAUUCAUCUUCAUAUUAAAGAAAAAGACAUAGUAAAAAAUAAAAAAUAUUCAUUUUAUUUAAACAAUAAUGAAGAAACAAAAGGAGUAAUGAACAAUUCCUUAUUUGAAAAUCCAUGCAAUCAAAGGAAAGAUAAUCUUGUAGAUAUUUUAAAUGAUGAAUUAAGUGAAUAUAUUACCAAAGACUUUUACCCUUUUUUGCCUCUCCAUAACUUUACGCAAGAAUCCCAACCUCCGAACAAGAAAAGUUUAAGUUAUCUCAUUAAUAUGGAAAAAAUUAAUGAAAUUUUAAAAAGAAAAAAUAAAAUAAAAAGUACAUUACCAGGAAAAUAUAUGAAAAGAACAGUUCUUCUUUCUUCGAAAAAGUUAAAUAAGCAUUAUAUAAAAUUCAUAACAAAGUUUCGCUUGUUUAUCAAAAAAAUCAAAGAAGAGAAACACAAAAGUGUCUACUCGACGCAUUUGCCUGAUGUUAAGUAUACCAUUUUAAAAACACUUCUGUAUUUAAAAGGAGGUUCUACUCCACGUAGCACAACCAGUAGUGGAUCCAGCAGCGGAGCAAGUUGUAGAACAGGUAAUAUUAAUCAAAGUAAUAAUAAUUCUGCCAUUCGAGAUGACAUCCAGUGUGAGGUGCUGCCGACACGUAGACCUACAAGCAGAAAUGUAACUUCCAGUGCAAAACUAAAUCUGAACAAUGGGAAAGGUAAAGGUGAACAUUAUGAAAUAUAUCAAGCUAUUUCUACAAUUCAUUUUCUGAAAAAGAGCUUAUAUAUUAUCAGAAUGGAUGUUAUGUACAUUUUUAUUUUUUUAAUGUCCUAUGUGAAUAGCAUCCUUUCCAAGUUAAAAAAUGGACGUUUGGGUGUGAAAGCGAAGAUGAGAAAAAAAGAAUGA
This is a messenger RNA of Plasmodium gonderi, 1395 nucleotides long. RefSeq lists its product as hypothetical. The coding region runs from base 1 to 1395 and encodes 464 amino acids. The transcript has a single exon. Lineage: Eukaryota; Apicomplexa; Aconoidasida; Haemosporida; Plasmodiidae. The record is from RefSeq and is a predicted model, not a curated record.